AGUUUUCCGGCGCAUGCGUGGUUUGUUGGAGGGAACCGGGAAUGGCCGAGAGAAAUAAAACAAAAACACCGCCAAGUUUCCACCGUCUUCUGGACGCUCUGACGAAGGUGUGAGUGUGAAACCGGCUUAUCCUGUAAGUAGUAUCGAGCUACUCAAGUUCACCCACCAGUCCACUUCUGAUCACGUCCAAGUGCAAACCAGCAGUUAUGGCAAAGAGGAGGAGGUCUAGCUCUGUGGGGAUGGAUGUUCGGCUGGACGAGGACAUGGGUCCUUCCAUGAAGACUCGCAGGAAAUCAGCUCCAUCAAUUGAUACAGGUGAGGUCAUCCAAGACCUGUAUGACAUCAUCCGCAACCAUCGGGACGAAAAAGGCCGCCUGCUGUGUGAUCCGUUCAUCCGCGCUCCCAACCGCCGCAAUGCCCCAGACUUCUACGAAGCCGUGGACACCCCCAUUGACAUGCUGAGGAUCCAGCAGCGAAUCCGAACGGACGAGUACCGCACCCUGCAGGACUUCACCGCGGAUGUGGAGCUGCUGGUGAACAACGCCAAGCGGUACUACCCGCAGGGCAGUCAGCAGUACAAUGACGCCAGCGCUCUGUGGGAAAUCUAUGUGGAGGCCAGGGAUGAGAUUCUGCAUGAGGUCCACGGGGGCAUCAGUGGGGACUCCAUGGAGGCCAAGGCAAAGAGGGGGAGGGAGGAGAUGGACGAAACAACAGAGGAGGAGGAGGAAGAGGAGGAUGGUGAAGAGGAGGAUCAGGAGGAGAUCGACUUCCCUCCCUUCGCAGCAGAUACAGAGAACCCAUAUGAACAGCUCUUCGUAGCCAUGGCCAACGCCACUGAUCCAGCCGGCAGAGCUAUGUCCUUCCUUUUCCAGAAGCUGCCAGUCCGGUCAGAGUUUCCAGAGUAUUACAAGAUCAUCAAGGACCCCAUGGACCUGACGAUGGUGGCUCGUAAGAUCAAGAGAAAUGUGUACAACACGCUAGCAGACAUGGAGAGGGACAUCAGCCUCAUGGUAAGGAAUGCCAAAACCUUCAAUGAGCCAGGAUCUCUUGUCUACAAAGAUGCUGUGGCACUGAAGAAGAUUUUCUCACUGAAGAAGGCAGAGCUUGAGGGCGAGCCUCUAGGAGUCAGGAGUUCGGACAGAUCCAGUCGGAGGAGUGGUAGGUCAGGACUGAGCAGCCGUCUGUCGGCUAUCACCGCUGCCCUGCAGUACUCGUCAGAGGAGGAGGAACAGAGCGAGACCAGCGAGCGCGUGUCAAUCACGGAGUACGAGGAGGAGUCGGAAGCGGACAGCUCCAUGUACGAGGAGGGGAACACAUUCCUGGCACUGUACGACCACGUCAGAGGAUACUCCACCGGUCAGGGCAUGUGUCUGUCCGAGCCAUUUCUUAAGCUCCCGUCCAAGAAGGCAUACCCUGACUACUACCAGGAGAUCAAACAUCCCAUGUCCAUGCUGAAGAUCAGGAGCAACAUUAAGCAGGGUUUGUACGAGACCCUUGACCACCUGGAGGCGGACUUCACCCUGAUGUUCGAGAACGCCAAGCAGUACAACAUGACGGGCUCUCGCAUCUACAAGGACGCAGUCGAACUGCAGCAGGUCAUGCAGGUCAAGAAGAGAGAGCUGACCAAGUCAGACAGCAACUACGGAGACACGGAGAGCGUGAUGAGCAGCGCCUCUGGUGUCAGCAGGAAAGUCAAACGUCCGCAGAUCAUGGAGGAUCUGGAGGAAAGGCGAAAGAAGAAGAAGAAGGACGAAGGAGAGAACACCCUGAAGGGACGACUGCGGUUCCUGUAUGAUGCCAUGAUAGCCUAUUGUGAUACGUUUGGCCGGUUUCUCAUCGAGCUGUUCAUGAAAAAGCCUUCACGGAAAGACUACCCCGAGUACUACAAGAUCAUCCUCGAGCCCAUCGACAUGAAGACGAUCGACUACAACAUCCGAACCGACAAGUACUCCAGUGUGGAGGCCAUGUUGGAAGACUUUGAUCUCAUGUUCAACAAUGCACGCCACUUCAAUGAGGAAGGUUCACAGGUGUAUAUAGAUGCCUGCACGUUGGAGAAGGUUUUGAAAGACAAAGUCAAACAGCUGGGCCCUCUGCCUUCAGAAGGUGGCCUCUUCUCUCCAAAAGCAGGACUGAAGGGGCCAAGAAAAAGCUCGCCAAAGAAGUCAAAGUUUUUGACACCCCUGCAGCAGAAGCUGCGAGACAUGUACGAUGCAGUGAAGGACUACAAAGACUCCACAGGCCGCAAGCUCUGCUUCAUGUUCCUCCAGCUUCCUUCCAAAAUAGACUAUCCCGACUACUACCAAGUCAUCAAGAAACCGAUCGACAUGCAGAAAAUCGAAGCCAACAUGCGAUCCAACAAGUACAACACUGUGGAGGACUUUUUGGAGGACUUCCUUCAGCUGUUUGACAAUGCUUGCAGAUACAACGAGCCAGACUCACAGAUAUACAAAGAUGCUCUGAUCCUGCAGCGGGCCCUUCUGGAGAAGAGAGAUGAAGUCCACGGGGACGGGAGCUCAGAAGUGCCAGACAUCCGCGGGUGUGUGCAGGACCUUCUAAACAGCCUCUUUGUAUCCGUUCUAAACCACCAGGACGAGGAGGGGCGGUGCUACAGCGACUCCCUCUCAGAGUUACCCGAGAAAGAAGACAAGAAGGAGAAAGAGCAGCAGCAGGAACCUCACAAGAGAGGUCCAGCAAGCUUCAAAUCCAUCCGCAGAAACCUAGACAAGGGGCGGUACCGGAGGCUGGACGUGUUUCAGGAAGACGUGUUUCGGGUGUUUGAGAGGGCCAGAAGAGUGAGUCGCACCGACUCAGAGAUGUACGAAGAUGCCGUGGAGCUCCAGCAGUUCUUCAUCACCAUCAGGGAUGAGAUCUGUAAGAACGGGGAGCUGAUGCUGUCCCCAGCCCUCAGCUACACUCACAAACACCUCCAGGUCGAGCUGGACGCCGAGAAGAAGGAGAAGAUCCCGAAAGAGGUGGAGGAAGACAAGGAGAAGAAGGACGGUGAUGAGAAGGAGGAAGAUCAGCUUGAAGAAGAAUCCAGUGAAACUGCGAUGCAGCGGAAAUACAGUGAGGAUGUCAGCUGGGAGGACCAGUCCUUCCGUGUGGGAGACUUUGUGUACAUAGAGAACCAGGACAAGAGUCAGCCUCCUCACAUUGUCUGUAUCGAAAAACUCUUUCAGGACGACCAAGGAGACCAGUGGCUGCAUGGCUGUUGGUUCUACCGUCCAAAGGAGACCUUCCAUUUGGCCACAAGGAAGUUUUUGGAGAAGGAGGUGUUCAAGAGUGACUACUACAACAUCGCCCGCGUUGCCAACAUUACAGGAAGAUGUUUUGUGAUGUCAGUGAAGGAAUACUUCAAGAGUAAGCCCCUGGGAUUUAGUGAUGAGGAUAUCUUUGUAUGCGAGUCUCGAUACAGCGCAAGAGCCAAGGCCUUCAAGAAGAUCAAAAUCUGGCCCACACCCCCUAGUAAUGUAAAAGUCAUUCCACGGGAAGAACCACUGUCUAAAGUCAGAGUAGCGUCGGUUUUUGCAGAAGAGGCCAAAGCAGAAGAGCAGGAGGCAGAAACUGAGGAUCAAGAGGAGGAGGAGGAAGAAGAUGUCAUUGACAAGUUCAGAGAGAACAUUGCAGUGGAGGCAUCAAACACUACUGAGCCUGGGGUAUCCCAUUACGAGCAGUUGAUCUAUGGGGGAACCUGCUUCAAGCUCGGUGACUCCGUCUAUGUGAAGUCCAACAGGGAGCAGCCUCUCAUGGCUCGUAUAGACAAGAUGUGGGUGGACGCCAACAGCGAGCCGUGGUUCCAUGGCCAGUGGUUUAUCUACCCCUCGGAGACAGACCACAACCCCACCAGGCUGUUCUACAAGAACGAGAUCUUCCUCACAUCCAUGGAGGAGUCCAAGUCCAUGAGAACCAUCCUGGGGAAGUGUUGCAUCCUGGCCUACAAGGACUACCUCAUCUGCCGCCCCACAGAGUUCAUGGAGGACGACAUCUGGGUGUGUGAGGCUCGCUACUAUGAGGCCGACAAGCAGAUCCGCAAGAUCAAGGCCCUGAAGAAGUACAGCCUGUCCCCUAAAGUGACGGACGACGAGAUAUUCUUCUUCCGUAAGCCCAUCAUCCCGGGAAAAGUCCCCUCACCCAAGUUGGCGGAGAUUUCAGAGGAGCCCGUUGCAUUCGCCGUGCCUCCUGAAGCAGAGGAGGAGCUGCAGCAGCCGUCAACUCCCGUAAAGGCGCCGAAGGCCAAGCGUCCGCCGAGCGGGUACAUCCUGUUCUCCAGCGAGAUGCGAGCGACGCUUAAGAAGCAGAACCCCAACUACGCCUUCGGGGAGAUCAGCCGCAUCGUGGGGAUGGAGUGGAAGAACCUGAGCGCAGCGCAGAAGGCCGUGUACGAGGAGCGGGCGCAGCAGCAGAGCUCCGGCCAGAACGACGAGGAGUCGCCCUACCCGGCGUCCCCCGCCUCGGGCCACAGCAGCAGCCGCUCGGACCCUCUGCUCCUGGUGUGGGAGUGCCUGUGGGAGGGCUGUGACUACCAGUACGAGAGUGAGAAGGACCUGGUGGCCCACCUGCUGGAGACGUCUGGACACCUGAAACCCGAGGGCGAGCAGCAAGAGUACUUCUGCUACUGGGCCGGCUGCCCCAGGUCAAGGGUCAAGAAGAGCCUCCCGUUCCCCAACAUCUCCGGGAUGAAGCGCCACGUCAGGGAGGUCCACGUGAAGACGUCUUCUCGACAGAUCCCACUCAGCCAGAGAAGUCGGAACUACGUACCGUACCAGCCAGGGUACCAGGCAUCGCCGAGUCAGUCACCCCGCCCAUUCACACCACAGGGUUCUGGAGCUGUAUUGGGUGUUGUUCCUCCCCCCAUGCCAGCUGGCAUGUUAUCCCAGACACAGAUGGCAGCAAACGGCACCCCUGGCCAGAGGAUGACCCCAGGUACCAGCCAGUAUGCCUCCUUCUCGCAGAUCCCUGGUGCCUUCCCCCCUCAGAGCCCAUUCCCCCAGCAGGGGGGAUACUCCCAACAAACCCCCCUGUCACAAGGUGGACCAAUGCCUCAGCAGAUGUUCCCCCCUCAGAUGGGGCCCCCUCCUGUGGGCACUACCCCCCCUGCGCCGCAGUAUUUUUAUGGACAGGGUGGUACUCAGUACGGUGUUCAUCCACAGACACAGUCCCCAGCGCCCCCACCACAGCCCCCUCCCCCGCCGAUGUUCGUGCCUCCCCCUCCCAAAGCACAGAGACUGCUGCACUCCGAGGCUUACAUCCGCUACAUAGAAGGCCUAAAGGUUGAGAACAGGUCAGUGAGUAACUGGGAGGAGACCCUGACGGUGAGGCAGGAGGAUGUCCAGUUGACAGAACAGCAGCGGGCGCGGCUCCCGGGACACAUCCUGAAGAACGGCAAAGGUCCGCACAAGAACAUGGAGUCUGCGCUGUGGGCACUGAGGGACCUCAUGCUGAAGGACGCACUCACUAUCCGCAAAUUUCAUCAUUAAAAGACCUGGUAUAGAUUUCAUUGGGAAGAUAGUAUCCUUCGUUUUAUUAGUUUUGUAUUUCAAGGUUAGGAUCCUGAAGGACGCACUCACUAUCCGCAAAUUUCAUCAUUAAAGACCUGGUAU
This is a messenger RNA of Branchiostoma belcheri (Belcher's lancelet), 5600 nucleotides long. Its product is annotated as protein polybromo-1-like. Gene Ontology annotation, biological process: chromatin remodeling. Gene Ontology annotation, cellular component: RSC-type complex. Gene Ontology annotation, molecular function: protein binding; chromatin binding. NCBI's taxonomy places the organism in Eukaryota, Metazoa, Chordata, Leptocardii, Amphioxiformes, Branchiostomatidae. The record is from RefSeq and is a predicted model, not a curated record.